This is a messenger RNA of Exaiptasia diaphana, 412 nucleotides long. RefSeq lists its product as uncharacterized. The record is from RefSeq and is a predicted model, not a curated record. NCBI's taxonomy places the organism in Eukaryota, Metazoa, Cnidaria, Anthozoa, Actiniaria, Aiptasiidae. The coding region runs from base 92 to 412 and encodes 106 amino acids. The transcript has 5 exons.
AACAAAUGUCUAACGUAACAAACACUUUGUACCGUGCUAUUACCUUAAGCUUUGAGGCACAGAAGGUUACACAUCAGUUCUGCGAAGAAAGAUGGCGCUCUACGUGRCUAUAAGUUUGGCUGUUUUCUCAAUUGUUGCGAUGUCAUCUCCAGUAUUCAGGYYUGGUUCUGUGGAAGCUCCAACGUGGGAUUACUUACAAGUUUCUUUUUCUCCUUACGUGAAUCCUCCCCUAACUGUGGCUGCUGCAGUGAAAGGCAAUUGGACAAAAGAUGCUUCGUGUGAUUCUAAAUAUUUUAAAGGAAAUCGUUAUUUAAAAGGCAACGACAAAAGCGUGAUGCCGCUGUAUGAUUCAAAAGGAAAGAUUGCGGGCUACCAAGUUGGAUUACUUACAAAUCAUCUUUGUGAACUGUAA